This is a messenger RNA of Marasmius oreades (fairy-ring Marasmius), 1027 nucleotides long. RefSeq lists its product as uncharacterized. Gene Ontology annotation, biological process: L-proline biosynthetic process. The transcript is spliced from 6 exons. NCBI's taxonomy places the organism in Eukaryota, Fungi, Basidiomycota, Agaricomycetes, Agaricales, Marasmiaceae. Bases 49 to 978 code for a protein of 309 amino acids. The record is from RefSeq and is a predicted model, not a curated record. Gene Ontology annotation, molecular function: pyrroline-5-carboxylate reductase activity.
AACUGAUCGACCAAGUUUUCUUCCAGGAUUUAGCCCACCCUCAAUACUAUGGGUUACACUCUCUGUGUUCUAGGAUGCGGAACCAUGGGAAUCUCCGUUUUAUCUGGUGUCAUCGCAAGCUUGGAUACCCAGAGUCGUUUACUGGGACUGCAAAAAUGGGAAUCCCACACACCCGGAACCGUAACGCCUGAGGAAACUGAACCCUCCGUUCCGGCACGAUUCAUUGCUUGCGUUGGCCACGAAGGAAGUGCGCUCAGACUUCAAAAGACCUUCAGAAGUUUAGGCGGAAGAGCCGAGAAGAUCGAGGUGUUGCAUUCGAAGAACAUAGAGGCUGUCCAACAGUCCGACGUCGUGCUCCUUUGCUGUAAGCCACAAACCGCUCAUGUCGUUCUGAACGAACCUGGUAUGCAGGAUGCAUUGGAUGGCAAAUUGCUCAUCAGCAUCUUGGCCGGUGUCACUAUAUCCCAACUUGCUUCUUGGGUUCACUCAACCACCAAGGUUAUUCGUGCAAUGCCCAACACACCGUGCAAAAUCCGCGAGGGAAUGACCGUUGUCUCUACAUUACCUCCUUCUGCUAAUGAGGAGUUGGAAAGAGAUAUCAUCCUGAAAAUCUUCUCUUCUAUCGGUCGUUGUCGCUUCCUGGAGGAGAAACAUUUUGAUGCUUGUACAGCGCUUUCUGGAUCUGGACCAGCCUUCGCCUGUAUAUUUCUGGAAGCUAUGGCAGACGGUGGUGUCAUGAUGGGGCUUCCCAGAGCAGAGGCUCUUGAACUUGCUGCACAGACUUUGCAAGGUGCAGCCCGAAUGGUCUUGCAAUCUGGCUCGCACCCAUCUCAACUCAAAGAUGCAGUGACCACGCCAGGUGGUUGUACGAUUGCUGGGCUUCUCGCUUUAGAAGAUGGCAGAGUAAGAUCUACAAUCGCGCGCGGUAUACAGGUAGCCACGGAGAGGGCCAGCGAACUGGGACAACCAAAGAAAUAACGGUAUAAUAUUCGCCCCUUGUCGUAUAGUUACCGUAGCUAAAGUGAAG